CUAUCUCCUCUUUCCUCUUUGUCCGAAGCCCUUCUCCCUCUCUGCCCGAAACCCUCGUCUGCUUCACUCCCCAUCUACCAGCUCCUAGUUUCGCUUAAAACUAUCUCCUUCGAGACCAAACCCUCCAAAUACAAUUGCGAUCAGAGAUAACUGGUAAGGAAACGGCGGGAUCGCGGUGUAGAGAGACCCGAAAUUCCUAUCUGUCUCCUCCUUCCGCUCUGUUACUACCGGAAGCUUUGAGCGAUUUGUGAAGGCUAAUGGCUAUGCUUGAUGAGCCACUGUAUCCGAUUGCUAUUCUAAUUGAUGAACUUAAAAAUGAAGAUAUUCAGCUGAGGUUGAACUCCAUCCGUAGGCUUUCUACUAUAGCAAGGGCACUUGGUGAAGAAAGAACUCGGAAGGAGUUGAUUCCUUUUCUCAGCGAUAACAAUGACGAUGAUGAUGAAGUUCUUCUUGCAAUGGCGGAGGAACUGGGUGUAUUCAUUCCUUAUGUUGGAGGUGUGGAAUAUGCUCAUGUCUUGCUCCCGCCUUUGGAGACUUUGUGUACUGUAGAGGAAACUUGUGUCAGAGAUAAAGCUGUUGAGUCCUUGUGUAGAAUUGGAUCACAGAUGAAGGAAAGUGAUAUAGUGGAUUGGUUUGUUCCUUUGGUAAAGAGAUUAGCAGCUGGUGAAUGGUUUACAGCUCGAGUUUCCUCUUGUGGCUUGUUUCAUAUUGCCUAUCCAAGUUCCCCUGAUAUGCUGAAAGCUGAACUGAGAUCCAUAUAUGGUCAGCUUUGUCAAGAUGACAUGCCUAUGGUGAGAAGAUCUGCAGCAUCCAACUUGGGAAAAUUUGCAAGUACUGUUGAACAAAGCCACUUGAAGACAGAUGUAAUGUCUAUGUUUGAGGAUCUUACUCAAGAUGAUCAAGACUCUGUACGUCUGUUGGCUGUGGAAGGAUGCGCAGCGCUUGGAAAACUGUUGGAACCCCAGGAGUGUGUAUCUCACAUUCUUCCAGUAAUUAUUAACUUCUCUCAGGAUAAAUCAUGGCGCGUUCGCUAUAUGGUUGCUAAUCAGUUGUAUGAACUUAGUGAAGCUGUUGGUCCAGAAACUACCAGGUCGGAUUUAGUUCCAGCUUAUGUUAGACUUCUCCGUGAUAACGAGGCUGAAGUUCGCAUAGCAGCUGCUGGCAAAGUAACAAAGUUUUGCCAGAUUUUGGGUCCUGAGCUAGCCAUCCAACACAUUCUUACUUGUGUCAAGGAAUUGUCAUCAGAUUCAUCCCAACACGUUCGCUCAGCUUUGGCGUCAGUUAUCAUGGGAAUGGCACCAGUUUUAGGAAAAGAUGCAACAAUUGAACAGCUUCUUCCUAUUUUUCUUUCUUUGUUGAAAGAUGAAUUCCCUGAUGUUAGACUAAACAUCAUCAGCAAGCUUGACCAAGUAAAUCAGGUGAUUGGAAUUGACCUGUUGUCCCAGUCAUUAUUGCCUGCCAUUGUUGAGCUUGCAGAGGACAGACAUUGGCGUGUUCGAUUGGCCAUCAUUGAGUACAUUCCCUUGUUAGCGAGUCAGUUAGGUGUGAGAUUUUUUGAUGAUAAGCUUGGUGCUCUGUGCAUGCAGUGGCUGGAAGACAAGGUAUUCUCAAUUAGAGAUGCUGCUGCCAAUAAUUUGAAGCGGCUUGCUGAGGAAUUUGGACCAGAAUGGGCAAUGCAGCACAUUGUUCCGCAGGUUCUGGAUAAGAUGAAUAAUCCACACUAUUUGUAUCGCAUGACUUUCUUGCAUGCAAUAGCCCUUUUAUCCCCGGUCAUGGGUCCAGACAUCACAUACCAGCGGCUUUUACCCGUCGUCAUUAAUGCCUCUAAAGACAGGGUGCCUAACAUCAAAUUCAAUGUAGCAAAGGUGCUGCAAUCUCUCCUCCCUAUAGUCGACUCAUCAGUUGUCGAGAAAACUAUCAGGCCCUGUCUUGUUGAGCUUAGCGAAGACCCGGAUGUCGAUGUGAGGUAUUUUGCCCACCAAGCAAUACAAUCUUGUGAUCAGUUAAUGAUUUCGGGCUAGAGGAUUCUAUCAUCGUGUGUGAAAUUCUUAUCCAUUCUCUGCCGUUUUGACUGCCUGCUGUUAUUUUUUUCCAUGUCUUCAUUUAUAUUGUUGUCUAGAGCUCUGAUUAACACCAUUAGGCCUAACAAUGAUAUAGUAUUUUUAUAUUAUUCUGAAUUUUUAUUUGCUUUCAAAAUUAGAAU
Messenger RNA from Phalaenopsis equestris, 2203 nucleotides. RefSeq names its product serine/threonine-protein phosphatase 2A 65 kDa regulatory subunit A beta isoform. The transcript has 13 exons. Gene Ontology annotation, biological process: protein dephosphorylation. Gene Ontology annotation, molecular function: protein phosphatase regulator activity; protein binding. The coding region runs from base 258 to 2021 and encodes 587 amino acids. The record is from RefSeq and is a predicted model, not a curated record. Lineage: Eukaryota; Viridiplantae; Streptophyta; Magnoliopsida; Asparagales; Orchidaceae. Gene Ontology annotation, cellular component: cytoplasm; protein phosphatase type 2A complex.